This is a messenger RNA of Drosophila persimilis, 712 nucleotides long. RefSeq names its product S-phase kinase-associated protein 1. Gene Ontology annotation, cellular component: cytoplasm; nucleus. Bases 1 to 528 code for a protein of 175 amino acids. Gene Ontology annotation, biological process: SCF-dependent proteasomal ubiquitin-dependent protein catabolic process. The transcript has 2 exons. NCBI's taxonomy places the organism in Eukaryota, Metazoa, Arthropoda, Insecta, Diptera, Drosophilidae. The record is from RefSeq and is a predicted model, not a curated record. Gene Ontology annotation, molecular function: cullin family protein binding.
AUGAUUUCUUUUGAGACAAAAGACGGAAAAACCAUUCGUGCCGAGCUGGAACUGAUGAAUCGCUCCAGCGUGAUACGCGCGAUGUGCAGCGCCUGCCCUGACGAUGGCGCGGAGGACGUCGUCAUACCGCUGCGCGGCGUACGCAGCGAGGUGCUGUUGAAGAUCCUCAUAUGGGCCCAGUUCCACAAGGACGACGAGGAGCCCGCCUGGGUGACCAAGCCGUAUCCCAUCUCAGUCCUGGAGAUCGAAGUGCGCACCGGCUAUUGGGACAAGGAGUUCCUUCGCUGGGACUUGAACCAUGUCUGUGAGAUGCUGGAGGGCGCCAAUUACCUCGAAAUCAAUUGGCUAAUGAAGCUGUGCAUUCAGAAGCUAUUCUUCAAUCGCUCCAGGCUCACAAGCUACCAGUGGAAUAAAUAUUUGAAAAAUAUAGAGCCGUUUGUCAAGUUCGGGGUGAUCAUCGGCCCCCCCAAGGACAUUCCCCCAAACCGCGACUGGGAGUGGUUCAGCGAUCAAAAGAUCAACUUUUAAAAAUAUGUCUUUAGCCCAUCACUUCGUGGGGAUAUCUUCCAUGAAGAAAAAAAAUGAAAUACAUACAAAUUCGAAGAAGAAAUCCAACUGAAUCCUGGCCUACUUAGAGCUGAUAUUUUGUGGUGUUGAAAUUUUGUUUGCUCUCGCUUUAAAAUGUGAUUGUCUAUUGACUGUGAUAACGCCA